UUUUAGAGGUGUGGUCUUGCGUACCGUAUGGUAGAAGUUUUUUGCUGGUAUGAAGUAAUAAGAAACACGCCUCUGUAUCACACAAGUAUAACUAUACAUGUAUGUGUUACACUUCCAUUGCACAACACACUCUUUAUUUUUUAUCCAUAUGGUUAAAAGAAAAUAUACCCCAUAAAGCUAACGUCAGAUUUCAGAUUGGAACUGCUCUUGUACAAUAGGAAAGGAAAAUGCAUAUCUAGGAGCUAUUUUGAAACCUUUUCAUUCUCUCUUUAUUGUGCUGGGGAAGCAAUAAAACAGCAUGGCUGAGUGGAAGAUGAUUACGACACUUGUGGCUAUGGUCUGCGCCUUCGUACCGAUGUCGUAUGCCUAUGAUGUCAUCGAUUUGACGACGAUUAGAGAAAUGGAAGCGAUGUUCACCGAUAAGCUUCCUAGAUUAGCAUGUUCUGAUCCCUCGUCGGACACAUGUGAAUACUUUAACCAAACAGGCAAGAUCCGUGAUCCUGACUUGGGCAAAUACUGGCUUGACCAUUGCGUGAACACAGCAUACGUGGAGGUUCGAUACACGAAUUGCCUAGCUGUCUGGAACUAUGAGACUAAUAUUACCAAAGAAAACACAGAAGAGAUGCAUCGCAUACAAGGCGUUAGUGGCGGCCUACAUGCGACUAUUUCUAGACAAACCAAAAUGUUGGAUCCGACUCAUCUAGAUGAGAGAAGUCAAAGAAUCAUCUCAUUCAUGAACCAAGGCACUUAUUUUUCAACAACUGAAGAUGCAUUUAAAGAACGUGAGGUCCAGGACAACAUGACAACUAUCUUCGCUACCGGAAAGGUUUGUCGGAAGAGAGAGCAUGCACAGAGGAAGAAACGAUCGGAGCAAUGCUUGAACAUGGAACCAGGCCUUCAACACCUGAUGAGCGAAUCACGUGACUAUGAUGAAUUGCUAUGGGCGUGGAAAGCAUGGCACGAUGCGGUGGGGCCGAAGAUAGGCAAACUCUACCCAACCUAUGUUUCACUGUUAAACGAAGCUUCGAUAAAUGGGGGUUAUGAAGAUCGUGGCGACUUACUCCGUCGUCGUUAUGAAGACCCACACUUCGUGGAGGAGAUCGACGACCUUUGGGAUGCAGUCAAACCGAUGUACCUCCAGAUCCAUGCCUUUGUGAGAAGAAAGCUGGGAGAGAAGUACGGGACGGACAAGGUUAACCCCACAGGACCUAUACCCGCUCAUCUCCUUGGUAACAUGUGGGCUCAGAAAUGGGGUCAAAUCUUCGAUUUAGUGACUCCCUACCCCGGCCACGGGACCGUAGAUGUCACUGAAGAGAUGCAGAAACAGAAUUGGACUGUCAGCAAAAUGUUCCAUGCUGCUAACAAUUUUUUCACUUCUCUUGGAUGGAGGUCGAUGCCAAACGCAUUCUGGGAGAAAUCGAUGUUGGAGAGACCACGUGGCCGACAGGUAGAAUGCCAUGGAUCUGCCUCGGACUUUUACAAGAACAGGGAAGUCAGGAUUAAGAUGUGCACUGAGAUUACGAUGGAGGACCUCUACACAGCCCACCAUGAGAUGGGCCAUUGUCAAUACUUCCUUCAUUACCGACACCAGCAGUACGAGUUCAGGGAAGGUGCUAAUCCAGGAUUUCAUGAGGCUGUAGGAGACACCAUUGCCCUGUCAGUGGAUACUCCUAGCUACCUUCAUCAGCUAGGUCUUCUAGCAGACGACAAGGUGGACGAGGAAUUGCAGAUCAACUAUCUUAUGAGAGUGGCUCUAGACAAGAUAUCCUUUCUACCUUUUGGUCUCCUGAUUGACAAAUGGCGUUGGAAGGUGUUUAGCGGUGAGAUCCAGCCUGAAGAUUACAAUACGGCAUGGUGGAACAUGAGACGACAUUACCAAGGGAUAGAGAGCCCCAUAGAACGCACACCAACUGAUUUCGACCCCGGAGCGAAAUACCAUAUAGCAUCAGGAACACCGUAUAUAAGGUAUUUCGUGAGCUUCAUCAUCCAGUUCCAGUUCCAAAAGAAACUUUGUGAGGAAUCCCAAAGUACUGAGCCCCUACAUCUAUGCAACAUCUACAACUCAAAGGAAGCCGGUCAGAAAUUCGGAUCAAUGCUAGAGAUGGGCGCCAGUAAACCUUGGCAGGAUGCUAUGGAGGCUUUGACAGGACAGAGACGUAUGGAUGCUAGCGCCAUCAUUGAAUACUUCCAACCACUCGUCAAAUGGCUUACAGAGGAAAACGAGAAGAAUAAUGAAAAGAUUGGGUGGGAUUAUUGCCCGCUAUCGGUGUCAUUCCAUGUCGACACAAUAAUUCACUUGGUUGAAGAAGAGCUCAUCAUGAUGGAGUUCACCACGAAAAUCGUCUUCUUCGGCUUGAUUGCUAUGUUUUCGACGUCCAUUACGAUGUCGAUGACGAUGGAUGAGUCUGAGAAUGACCAGGAAUCUGAAGGUAGUAACUACAACGAGACGCAAUUUGAAAUCUUCCUGGAGGAGAUGAACCAAAGAGCGAUGGUAGAGUAUCAAAACUCUAUAGAGAAGUCUUGGAACUACAAUUCGAACAUCACAGAAUAUAACAAACAGCAGAUGAUUGACAAUAGUCUCCGCUUAGCCAACUUUUCGAAGGAGAUGAGAGACCUUGCCCUUGUUUUUAACGCUACUGACUUCACGGAUACCAACCAACGGCACUUCAGAAAGGCUGUCUUCAUUGGAAAUGCCGCUCUCAAAAACAAAUCUGAGAUUCAAGAAGGGGCAACGUUGGUUGCGAGAAUGAAAGGACGAUUCUCCACCGGCCAGGCGUGUAAAGAGGACGGGACGUGUUACAACCUACAGCCAGGUUUGACAAGAAUCAUGGGAUAUUCUAGAAACUACAGCGAGCUUUUUUGGGCUUGGGAUGCCUGGCGUGAUGCAGUUGGACCCGCAAACCGCCAGGAUUUUGCUCGUUACGUCGUGCUGAAGAACAAAGUAGCUGUUGCAAACGAGGAACCGAAUGCUGCUGCCUACUGGCAAUCAUCAUACGAAGAUGAGGACUUCCCCAGAGUAGCCGAGGAGCUCUACCAGCAGAUAAAGCCACUCUUUGAACAACUCCAUGCCUAUGUGAGGAGGAAGUUAUAUCAAGUCUAUGGACCAAAGUACAUCAAUCUUAAAGGACCUAUCCCAGCACACUUAGUAGGAAACAUGUGGGCACAGACUUGGGCCGGAUUGUUCGAUUUAUGUGAGCCUUUCCCGAAUAAGACACGAGUCGAUGUUACUCAGAGUAUGGUUGAACAGAACUACACCGUCAUUAAGAUGUUUGAAUUAGCGGAUGAGUUUUUCACCUCUCUGGGCUUAAUUCCCGUACCAACAUCGCUCUGGAACGAAUCCAUGUUCGAACGUCCUACAGACGGCAGGAAGGUUAACUGCCAUGCCUCUGCCUGGGACUUCUACAACCAAGUCGACUUCAGAAUCAAGAUGUGUACGGAAAUAACAAUGGGCCACCUGCUCACCAUACAUCACGAAUUAGGACACAUCCAGUACUACAUGCAAUAUAAAGAACAGCACGUUCAGUUCCGUAGUGGAGCUAACCCGGCCUUUCACGAGGCCGUGGGCGAUGUCAUGUCCCUUUCGGUCUCCACACCCAGACAUCUCCAUACCAUCGGUCUCCUGGACGAACUCGAAGAGGACGACGAAGCUGAUCUGAAUCAUUUGAUGAAGGUUGCUCUGACCAAAAUAGCCUUCUUACCCUUUGGAUACCUGAUGGAUCAGUGGAGAUGGAGUGUCUUCGAGGGGACCACACCUUCUUCCAAAUACAACGAAGACUGGUGGAAACUAAGGUUGAAGUAUCAGGGCCUUAUUCCACCCAAUAAGCGAACUGAAGAUGAUUUUGAUCCCGCUGCUAAGUACCACAUAUCAGCUGGGGUUCCUUACAUCAGGUACUUCAUCAGUUUCCUUCUCCAGUUCCAGUUUCACGAUGCUUUGUGCAAAGCGGCGGGUCAUGAUGGUCCGCUACACCGAUGUGAUAUAUACAGAUCUAGAGAAGCAGGGACACUGCUCUCAAACAUGUUAAGUAAAGGUUCAAGCCAGCCAUGGGAUGAGGCACUAGAAGCAGUCACAGGAACCAAGGAGAUUAACGCGACAGCAUUGAUGACUUACUUUCAACCUUUGAUUGAAUACCUGAGUCAGGAGAAUCUAAAGAAUGGCGAAACCCUAGGCUGGCCGGAGAUGUACACUCCUCUCGACCCUUCUGUUGGAGUUGGAACCAUGUUCUCACCUACAUUCAUACUAGUACUUUUACCAGCAGCUCUAUGGAUACUACUUCACUACUGAUACUGUAACUGGAUUUCUUUCUAAUGUCUCGUUGGUUGUCGAUAAUUUCAUACAGAUUGCGUUUAUGUGUUGCAAUAGACACAAAAAACCUCACAAUAGCCUAUAAGAUGGUUGUUGUUGGUAGUAGUUUAAUGGCGUUCAUUCAGUAUUGAUUAUAAACGCCAUAUCUUCAGUUUUAUAAGAAAAUCAGUUAUACAUAAGAAAACUGAGAAUAUUAAGAUGUGUAAUGAUAUAAUAGUAACGCAAUUUAUUAGGAGUCUCUGGAUGGUUUGCAACUUCGUGUUUCUGUUUUUUUAUAAGUUUAAUCUGGUCAGCCC
Messenger RNA from Strongylocentrotus purpuratus (purple sea urchin), 4599 nucleotides. Its product is annotated as angiotensin-converting enzyme. The record is from RefSeq and is a predicted model, not a curated record. Gene Ontology annotation, cellular component: plasma membrane. Gene Ontology annotation, biological process: proteolysis. The transcript is spliced from 26 exons. Lineage: Eukaryota; Metazoa; Echinodermata; Echinoidea; Camarodonta; Strongylocentrotidae. Bases 299 to 4282 code for a protein of 1327 amino acids. Gene Ontology annotation, molecular function: peptidyl-dipeptidase activity; metallopeptidase activity.